Messenger RNA from Sorex fumeus (smoky shrew), 2570 nucleotides. RefSeq names its product alpha-1,6-mannosyl-glycoprotein 2-beta-N-acetylglucosaminyltransferase (gene MGAT2). The transcript has a single exon. Gene Ontology annotation, cellular component: Golgi membrane; Golgi stack. Gene Ontology annotation, biological process: oligosaccharide biosynthetic process; protein N-linked glycosylation. The record is from RefSeq and is a predicted model, not a curated record. Bases 554 to 1876 code for a protein of 440 amino acids. NCBI's taxonomy places the organism in Eukaryota, Metazoa, Chordata, Mammalia, Eulipotyphla, Soricidae. Gene Ontology annotation, molecular function: alpha-1,6-mannosylglycoprotein 2-beta-N-acetylglucosaminyltransferase activity.
GGGUGCGUCCGGAGACGCCAAUCAGCGGCCCGAGGGGCGGGCCGGAGGGGUGUGGGCCCGAGGGCCGCGGUGCUCCGCGGGCCAGUCGCGGAUUGUCAGAACGGUCGGCGGCCGAGCAAGCGAGGCAGCGCCGUUGGGUCCUGCCGGAUUCCCGGCCCGCGGAAGGAUGAGAGCGCGGAGGACGCCGGGCCCCGGGCGUCGCAGGUGGUGAGACUUGGGAGCUGUGGGGGCCGUGGCAGGACUUCUUCCGGGAUCCGUGCUGAAUGGAGAGGACCGAAGCGACCCCGAGCCGCAGCUCCUAGCGGCGGGGCGCUGCCCCGCCUGGCUCGGCCAGCCUAGGAUGUGUGGGUGCCGGGCGGCGUCUGGGAGUUGAGCGCCUUCGUGCCUCAGGACCCCCCCGGGGCCCCGGGAUGAGUUAGCGAGAGCCGCCGCGGGGGUCGGUUGCUCCAGCCCCAGGCCGAGGCAGCGGCAGCUGUCCACCCUCCCCCGGGCCGUGCCGGAGCCGCUCGUUCCCUUCCGCGCCCGCUCGCCCGCGGCGCCGGCCCGGGAGACCAUGAGGUUCCGCAUCUACAAGCGGAAGGUGUUGAUCCUGACGCUCGUGGUGGCCGCCUGCGGCUUCGUCCUCUGGAGCAGCAAUGGGCGACAGCGGAAAAACGAGCUCCUCGGCCCGCCGCUGCUGGACGAGCCGGGGCGAGGGGCGGGCAGCCGGGCCGCUGAGCAUCCCGCCGUGUCCGUGGGCAUCCGCCGGCUCGCCAACGAGUCGGCGGCCCCGCAGCGCGAGGCGGACAACCAGACGCUGCGGUACCGGUCCUUGGUAUACCAGCUGAACUUCGACCAGACGCUGAGGAACGUGGACAAGGCCGCCGCGUGGCCCCCGCGAGAGCUGGUGCUGGUGGUCCAGGUGCACAACAGGCCCGAGUACCUGCGGCUGCUGCUCGACUCCCUUCGGAAAGCCCGGGGCAUCGGGGACGUCCUAGUCAUCUUCAGCCACGACUUCUGGUCUCCGGAGAUCAACCAGCUGGUGGCCAGUGUGGAUUUCUGCCCAGUGCUGCAGGUGUUCUUCCCUUUCAGCAUGCAGCUGUACCCCAACGAAUUUCCGGGCAGUGACCCCAGAGAUUGCCCCCGAGAUCUAGAUAAGAGAGCGGCCCUGAAGCUGGGGUGCAUAAACGCCGAGUACCCUGACUCUUUCGGCCACUAUCGAGAAGCCAAGUUCUCACAAGUGAAGCAUCACUGGUGGUGGAAGCUGCAUUUUGUGUGGGAGAGGGUCAAAGUUCUUCAGGACUACGAUGGUCUCAUGCUUUUCCUGGAGGAGGACCACUACAUGGCCCCUGACUUCUUCCAUGUCUUGAAGAAGAUGUGGGGAUUGAGGCAGAAGGAGUGCCCUGAGUGCGAUGUGCUCUCCUUGGGGUCCUACACGCCCGUGGGCAAUUUCGCAGGCAUAGCGGACAAGGUGGACGUGAAAACUUGGAAAUCCACUGAGCACAAUAUGGGCCUAGCCUUGACCCGAGAGGCCUAUCAAAAGUUGAUCCAAUGCACAAACGCUUUCUGUACUUAUGAUGACUAUAACUGGGACUGGACUCUACAAUAUUUGACUGUCUCUUGUCUUCCAAAAGUCUGGGAAGUGCUGGUUCCUCAGGUUCCUAGGAUUUUUCAUGCUGGAGACUGUGGCCUGCACCACAAGAAAACCUGUAGACCAUCCACGCAGGGUGCCCAAAUUGAGUUACUCUUAAACAAUAAUAAACAAUACAUGUUUCCAGAAACUCUAAGUAUAAGGAAGAAAUUUGGUAUGGUAGCCCCUGUAGCAGCUAGGAAAAAUGGAGGGUGGGGAGAUAUUAGGGACCAAGAACUCUGUAAAAGUUAUAGAAGAUUGCAGUGAGAAAAAUCAGUUAACAAAAGCGAAAGUGACAGUCAAGUUUUGAUAUUUGUCUGAACAGAAUAUACAGUUUAAAAAGGGGGUUUAGGGACUGACUUCUGCUUUAAUUUUUUUUAAAAAAAUUAUUGUAAAAGGUAUUCAGAUAUGUAAUAUUUUCCAGUUAUGUCUGAUUAAGAUUUAUUACACAAAUCUUCAUUUGAAAAAUUUUAAAAAAUCUAUCUGCUAAAGGUAAUUAUUGUUAAUUGGAUUAGAGGAAAGGGAAUUUUAUUUAAAUCAUAUUAGUCUUUUUAUCUGGAACUUUAUACACUUUUCCACUUUCAAAACAUUUUAAGUACAGCAAAAUUUAAGAUUGUCAUAGCAGUAAAAAGUAUUACAAUGAAAUUGCUAGAGUAUUAAUGAAAUAAACCCAAUUUCACUAUUGACACAGUUAUAGGGAUUGCUUUACAGGAUUUAUAAUUCAGAAGUUGUUAUUUGCUAAACACCCCAGCAAAACAGCCAUUUUCAGUAUUAAGGAUUCCUGUAUUACUGUGUUAAGAUUUGCCUGUGCUUUGGAAACUUCAUAGACACACUUUCUUUUGGAAUGUAUUUGAUUGUUAAGAAAGUUUCAAAUUUACACCUCAAUGUAGAAAUACAGUGGUUUCAUUUUUAUUUUCUGUUAGUGCUGCCAAAAUAAAAUAUUCAUUUUUGCAUAAAAAGA